GCGUCAUUUGGAAAACACUGUUCAGCGGCAAGUAUAAACUUGCAAACUAAAUGAAAACAUACCAUCAGCACCAACAUAUCUAACAGGUUAAGCACUAAAUGUUUAUGCUGUCACUACAGUUGCUGAAAUUUGCUUGCUUUGUAAUAUGAUUUACUGAUAAUGUAUGAUACAGAUGGCCAUGAACUGUGUUUGAUUGACUCUGGUAUAAAAUCUCUCCUAAAUGUUCCGAUCCAACCUAACUUACAAGUCAUCAAUUUACAUAGCAACUUCAUACAGCGGAUUGAAAACCUACAAAAUGUGUACCAGUUAAAACAUUUAGACCUCUCAUCAAAUCAGCUGACUUAUAUUGAAGGAUUGGAAGGGUUGGCCUCAUUGAGGACAUUAAAUUUAUCCUGUAAUUUCCUGAGCGAUGUCAGAGGACUAGCUGGACUGAGGUCUUUAGUCAAGUUGAAUUUAAGUCACAACCAGAUAGAAGAUGUAUCAGGUUUUAAGUCACUCCAUGGAUCUGACUAUCGCCUCACACAUCUAGAACUCCAUGGUAACAAGUUGGUUUCCAGGAAACAUGUGAUACAGUGUCUGAGUGGGUGUGUCAAUCUUCGUCAGCUGACAUUAGAUGUUGACAGCACACCUAAUCCGCUUUGUAAUCAUUCAGAAUACAGACAGGAGAUACUAUCAGGGUUGCCUCAAAUACAGAGUUUGGACAAUGUAGGCAGAGAUGGAAUAAGUUCAGAAAAGAAAGAAGUUCUGGCAGAUAUUCCAGGUUUAGAGGAGUACAUUGAUUAUUUAUUAUCAAAUGGAAAUUCAAUUGCAUCAGAUUCUAGUCAGUCUGGAGGUUUAGAUGUGAUAACACCUAAGAUAGAUCAAGCACUACAGUACUUCAAACAAAGAGGCAUAACUACAAGUUCUGAUACCAGCUCUAUAUGCCAGUCAGAGCCAGAACUAGAUAGGAGUCUACCUAAACACAAAAAGGAUUCUGAUUCUAGACUAGAGAAGUUAGAAGAACAGCUUCACCAACUUAUACAGUUACAAACAGCUAAGGUUCAUAACAAGUCUGUAGUCAGCAGCUCUGAUUACAAUGAUCUUUCAGACACAAGACAAACGAAUGUAUCUAGACAGUCCAAUGUCUCUAGGCUUGAGGCUGAAAGAGACAUACAAACAGAUGACAGUGAUACAGGGUCAAGGUCAAACAGCAAGGAAAGGAAAGGUCGUAAAAGUCGAAAGUCAAAGAUACCUAGUUACAGAAAAAGUACUGCUGCAUCAAGAGGACAUAAAGAUAUAUAUAAGAAAGAUUCAGGAGAGGCAUCAGUAGAUACAUCUGAUUCCCAGAAACAGCCUUCAGCUUACAUGGUGGAGGACAAAUCACAGAGGGAGGAUGCUAAGUCCACUUAUGUUAAUUUAAUGAAAGAAUUAGAAGAAGAGAGAGAAAGAAGAUGGAAAUCAGAACAAGCCAGUAUGAAACUGGUCGAUCAUAUUAAAAAAUUACAGGUCAAAGUAAAAGAUGGAGAUAAUUUAAAAGACACCGCCAUAGAAGCUACUUCUAGGUUAAAACAAAACCUGACCAAUGAAAGGGAAGUUAAACUGAGGCUUCAGGACCAGGUUGAUAAUCUAAAGGAACAAGUGAAGGCUAUGACACAACAUCUUUCUGUUGCCAAGGAAACAGAAGACAGCUACAAGAAAAGUUUGAAAUCUUUGGAGGAAGUAGCAUCUAAAAUGGAGCGGGAAAAACUUCAACAACAAACACAUGAGCAAAAGAAGAUAAAUGAUGCUAACAUGAAAUCUGCAGCCCUACAGAGAGAGACAGAAUUGUUACGUAGUAUGGUGGACAAACAGAAAUCUCAGAUACAUCAACUACAGGACCUCUUAGCAAAUAGAGAGCAACAGCAUAGAGAAGAAAUGAAGAAGCAUUUUUCUCCUGACAGCCAAGAAUUGAAAGAGCAUAUAGAUAUAGAGGUGAAAAAGUCAAACAAAGAUUUUAUUCGUGAAAUGAAAAAUCAACAAGAAAAGACUGAUCAGAUUACUAAACAGUACAGUGAACUGGAGGAUGAGUUCCGUAUGGCAUUACAGAUUGAAGCUAGUCGAUUUAAUGAGCUAAAAGAGGCCUACCAAAGCUGCAGUGAGGAGAAUGCAGAAAACAAGCAGGCAUUAUUAGCAGCUCACAGAAAGGAUGAAAAGUCUUCUCAAAUGUUAAAUGAAUUAACAGCAUUUGUGAAAGAACAGAAAGGAAGAAUAACAGAAUUGUCUAAAAGUAAACAAGAGCAAAGUUCAGAAUAUAAGAGCAGACUACAUUCAUUAGAGGAAUAUGAGGACGAGGCAAGACGGAAACUUGUACAAUUAGAACUUCUGAAAAAGGACAAAACCAAAUUAUUGGCUCAAGUGGAAGCCCAGGAUUCAGUUAUAAGUGGAUUAAAAGCAGAACGAAAACUAUGGGGUCAUGAAUUAGCACAACAAGGUGCUUCAUUGGCCCAGGACAGAGGAAGACUUGAAGCCAAGAUAGAAUCUUUUAAUUCAGAGAUUGUUAUACUCAAGAAAAGUUUAAAUAAAGAAACUGAUGCCCUAAAAAUCAAGUCAAAGAUGCUAGAAGACCAAACAGAAACUAUACGCAAGCUGAAAGAGGGAUUAGUAGAGAGAGAUGAGGAGAUAAAGAAAGCCAGAGAGGAGGCUUUGAAAACACAAAGAAGUUUAGAGGAACAGUUGAAUGAAGAACGAGCUGGUUCACAAGAUGUUCAGGAAAGAUUAGAUACACUAAGAGAAAGGAAGGAUGAUUUAAAACAUCAAGUAGCUGAUCUAGAGUCAGAACUAGAGGAAUCUAAAAAAGCUCAUAGUAUCCUAAACAACAAAUGGAAAGAGAAGUCCCAGCUGAUAGGACAGUUAGAGAAACAGGUUCAACAGAUGAAAGAUAACUGGGAAAACAAAGAAAAGAAAUUAACACAGGAGAGACAUAAAGCUGUAGAAGCAGCUAGUACAGCCAUAGAAAAGUUGCGGUCUGUAGACGAUUCGUUCAGGAAACAGUUAGAGGCUAAGGAAUCCUCACAUCAAGAGGAAUUCAACAGGCUAGAACAUGAGAAACAAGCUGAGCUGGAUCAAGCUUAUCAGAAGGUGUAUGAAGUUGAGGAGGAGAUGAGAGAAUUACUGAGGGAUCAAGAUGCAAGCAAGAAAGCAACAGAAGAAAAAGUCAAACGAUUAACUAAAGCUCUUGGUGAUCUACAGUCAGAUCUGAUGUAGUUGUCAUUAGAAUAUUUCAGAUUGUAAAAUAUUUAUUUAUUUAUUUAAACUGAUGAUUUUCAGGAUAUGUUUAAUUUGAGCCAAAUAAGCUUUUAAACAAACAUUAAUAGAUUUUCCAGUGCUGUAAGGAACAAAUUUACAACAUUAUAGAGAUAAUUGUAAUCAAAUGUAUACUGUGGAUUCAUUAUUAUUCGUUGGAUACCAUUUUUCGUGGGUUUUUUAAGUACAAGUGAACCACAAAUCCUGAAAUGUUCCAUAGACUUUGUAUGCAGAGAUUGACAAAACCUCAAAAUCAAAUAAUAAACAAAAAUGCAAGUUUUCCUGAACCACAAAAUAAUUGAAUCCACAGUAUGUUAUGUUGAAGAAAAAAGAUAGUUUGAAUUUUGGAAUUUUAUAAAUUUCAAAAA
Messenger RNA from Mytilus trossulus (common blue mussel), 3629 nucleotides. Its product is annotated as leucine-rich repeat and coiled-coil domain-containing protein 1-like. Lineage: Eukaryota; Metazoa; Mollusca; Bivalvia; Mytilida; Mytilidae. Gene Ontology annotation, molecular function: protein binding. The transcript is spliced from 27 exons. Bases 160 to 3222 code for a protein of 1020 amino acids. The record is from RefSeq and is a predicted model, not a curated record.